AUGAGUGAAGGUGAAGCGACAACUGAGGUCAAGCUUGAGGACGCGGCAGUUGAAGCCGAAAAUGGAACAGCGGAAGAAGUAAGUUCUCCUAAAAAACCUUUGAAGAAAAUAUUUUACGUGAGACCUGUUUUUGAAAUUUUUUUUUCUGAUUCAAUAUAUUUUAUUUUUAAUAGGAUUACUCCGAGAAUGAGCAGUACAAGAAACUCGUGGAGCUCAAGAUGAAACCGAAAGUAGCAGUCGCGCUCACGAAGCUUUAUGAAUCCGGAUUUAUGUCUCCCGAAGAUUUCGAUGAACGAGCCAUCGAAAUGUUGAACUCUUUCCCAGAAGACCAAGGAAAAUACAUUUGCGAUCAGCUGACGGUAGUUUUCUGUUUUUGUAAUUGAAUUUAUUCCUGGUUCAGAAGUCUAAACUUUUCGGUGUGCAGAACAAGCCGCAGUACCUGAUGUCUCUCAUGAGGAACUUCAAAGACCGUGUUCGAAACUUUGGUGCAGCGACGGUAUCAUUAUAAAAAAUGACAUUCGGUAUUGAAAAUUUUCAAGGUUCUCGGCGGCGCUCUCAUUUCUGGUCCUCCAUCUGACAGCCUGCAAGAAAUCAUUGAUCGAACUGGGUACUCAAUGGAAAUCACCGUUGGUCAGAGGAAAUACGGCGGUCCCCCACCAGAUUGGGAAGGUCCUGUCACUGGUCCCGUCGGUCAAGGGCAUGAGGUUUGAAUUUGGAAUACCAGAUUUCUGCAUGCUCACUAACAAACAAUUUUUGUUUAGAUAUAUAUCGGACAUAUUCCAAAUGAUGUCUUCGAAGACGUCUUAAUUCCCAUCUUCGAGAAAUCCGGAAAGAUUUGGGACUUGAGACUGAUGAUGGACCCAUUGACCGCCAAAAAUCGCGGUUACGCGUUCUUGACCUACUGUGACAAGUCUGCAGCUGCUGAAGCCGCCAAAACGGUAUUGCCUAGUUUGAUCAGAGUUUAUUCUUCAUCCUGAUCUGUGUUUUCGAUGUUUUGUGUUUUCGUAUCCGUUGUUCGGCAGCAUUCUUUUUUUACUCAUAAUUUUCACGCUUUUGAGGAUUUUGAAGAACGACUUCUUUUGAACGCAAAAGUGGCAAAAAUGCAAAUUUUGUAGUUUGACGGCCACGAAAUUUUGCCUGGAAAAACGCUGAAAGUGAACGUCUCAGUGGCUAACACUCGCCUGUUUCUUGGAAACAUUCCGAAGUCGAAAUCUAAAGACGAAAUUCUUGAGGAGCUCAAAACUCACGCAGGUAAAAAUUAAAACCGUUUGGAAAAAAAAGCGGAGCCUGCAACGGUUUACACUAAUCAAAAUUUUUAGAUCUUCAUUGCCAUCAAUUUUUUUUUCUAAAUGUUCAAAAGAAAGGUUUUUUUCUAUUUCAGAGGGUGUCUCUGAUGUGAUCGUGUAUACUCUUGCUGACUCUACGGACAGACACAAGAACCGCGGAUUUUGCUUUGUCGACUUCAUCGACCACAAAGCGGCUUCAGAUGCCAAGAGAAAAAUUCAACAACACAAGGUAACCGAUUGAAUCGGUUUGAAGUUGUGUACUGGUGUAUUUUUUUUUUUAGAUUCGUCCGUUCAAUGUUGAUCUUUUCGUUGACUGGGCUGAGCAACAGGAUGAACCUGAUGAUGAGACGAUGGCUAAGGUACUCACACGUAAAAAAAAACGUUUGGUUAUUUUUUGAAUUUCAAGGUGAAAGUCCUUUACGUCCGUCAUAUCAAGGAAGCCAUCACCGAGGAGAAGCUUACUGAAAUCUUUAAAGAGUUUGGCGAGGUUGAGCGCGUCAAGAAGAUCAAAGACUACGCUUUCGUUCAUUUCAAAGAACGCGAACCGUGCUUGAAGGUUUUUACUAGUCUAUGAAGCCAAAUCAAUUCUCUUCAAUAUUCAGGCGAUGGAAGAAUGGAAUGGAAAAGAACUGGAAGGCGUCACUAUUGACUGCUCGUUGGCCAAGCCACAAGGAGACAAGAAGAAGCGACCGCAAAGAGGAGGUCGAGGAGGACCGUACGGCGGCCCUGGAGGAAACAUGUUUGGUGGACCAGGGCCUAUGCGCGGAGGCCGAGGAGGAGGCAACGGCGGUGGGAACUACUAUCAAAACAAGUACUUGAACCAAAUAACUUGCAAGUUGAAAUAAUUUAAUCUAGCUUCGGCGGCGGCGGUGGUUGGGUAAAUCCUGGCUUUGGCGGCGGCUACAACGAUGCCUGGGGCGGUGGUGACGGCUAUGGAAAUGCUGGAUGGGGUGGUCCAAUGGGCGGCGGCUACGGAGGCGGCGGCUGGGGUGGCCCGAUGGGUCCUCCUGGAGGCGGAUUUGGCGGACCUCGCGGGAUGCGGGGUGGUCCUGGUGGCAUGAUGAGAGGUCGCGGAGGUCUCCGUGGUGGCGGGUAUGUAAGUUGUAUCGUUGGUGUAUUAUAAGUUUUCGAUUGCAGAAGAGGACGAGGAAAGAGACCUGGAGAUCGGAUGGGCGGUCCAGCAGUUAAACGUGAAAAUGGCGCUCCUGAUUUCUCUGCCGAUGUUAAUAUGAGCUCAUUUUAAUUUUUAAAAUCAAAAUACCUUGCGUAUCUUUUUCAUUCUGUUACAACCCUGUUUACCUUUCCCAAUUUCUGUAGUAUUGUUUUUUUAUCCGGCAAGUUGUUGUGCUGUCCUCAUCGUGUACACCUGUAUCUCGAAAAAUGUUGUUAAUUUAAUAAUUAUUUUCAUAAAAUUUGUUUUAAACAAUUCAAUCUCUACAUUUCACCAGUGUUUUUUUUUCGUAUCUUAAUCGAAUAAAAUUAAUUCAAGAAUAUUAGAGCUUUAGCGGAUUUUAAUGAAAAAAAAAUUAGCACGAAAAAGCAAAAAAGUUUGUCUGUUAUCAAGUUUAUAAUUUUAAUAAAAAUCGUCUAUAACUAUUUUUCUGUUCUUAGAAUUCAAUUGGAGAGAGUAACAAGUUCGAAUAACGAUGUGACAUAAAGUUAUUUCAUACUUCCAUUUUUGAAAAUUUGUCUACGUCGGAAGUUCUCUUACUAAUAUUCAUCAGCAAGAUUUCGCUUCUAGGUCUUGACUAUAAUCGGCUAGGAAUUGGUAGGGCUAUUUUCAGAAAAUGACCACGUCAGCCAUCGUCAGCGACAGCAGCCGGUACCCUCCAGCCGAAAUAACUCUCGGUCCCAAGGCGAAAACCUUCAACAAAGGUUUUUUUUUCCUUGACUUGAAUAUCUUCUGAAUGAUUGCAGCGGUGAUUGGACUGUUUGCCGAGUUCCUACAGGCCUUUUGCCACGCUGCCUACAAAUUGUGUGGUCCGAAUUCUUCCGAUGAGGAGAUGUUCACUUGGGAAGCUUUCGGCGAAUGUUACUACCAGGUAUCUUCGUCUUUUUUUCCGCGAUAAAUUCGAGAUUUUUCUUUUAUCAAAAGUGUAACGAGACGUAUAGAGCGCUCCACGCGAGACGGUCACGUUUUAAAUGCGAAAAAGGUACCUUGAAAACAGCUUUUGUCCCACAAAACUGCAAAAAAGACAGCAAAAACCAAAUUUUUGAAGAGAAGUAUGGUCAAAAUUGAUCUUUUUCGGUAUGCGGUCUUUUUAGCUGAAAGAAAAAUGGGCAAGAAAAAAAAUAGGCUAUAUCCUUUUACGGUCCCAGUUAUCAUGAAUUGAGCAAAUCCUUGUUUUUAUAUCUUAUAAUAAUGAUUAUCAGCAUUUUGAAAGUUCAAUUCAGUUUGACUUGAUUUUUCAUGACUUUUCAGAGAUACAAAGGGGAGGAUUUUUCCGACUACUGCGAAGAAAGUAUAGCUCUGGCUAAAGCUUCGAUUCUCAAGAAAAAGUUGGCUAUUUUUGAAGGUUAGUUCUUUACGAGUUUUCAUUUUGAUGGAAGACAGAAAUAUGGAUAAAUACACCCUAUUACUAUUGUUUUCGAUUCUGAAAAAGAUAUAUGGUUUGAAUAGUUUUUUUAAUCUGGUUUUUCUUAUAUUUUAAUGUAAUCACGAUAUUACUUUCAGUACCAAUUCGCUCGAAGUAUUGUUUUCCUACAGAUUCAUUCUCCUCAAUAGAGGGGGAAAAAAUUAUUCGUCAACUUUUCUGCGCCUAAAUUUUAACGAAAUUAAAAAAAAAAACAGAUUACGGGAGGGAAAAUUGGAAAAAAGAGGGCUAAUUUCUAUAAGGAAGCCUUAAUUUUAUACUUUUUUUUUCAUUGUGUCAAAUGAAAGAAUAUAAAGGCGCGAAAUUUUACUUCAUCCAGAGCUCCAAUCGAAGAGUACCUUCAAGAGUUUUUAAUGUUUUUUUUUUUAAACAAAAAGCCAAUUUUGUAUGUUAAUAAUUUAUCUUGUUCAUAAAAAAUUGAAUAGAACAACGUAUUUUAAUUUUAUUCUUCAGUGAGCAUGUUGUCAGCGAGCGGCGAGGCUGUGGCUUCGUACAAAGUGGCUUUCCGGUCGGUUAAUCUCCAGGAAUUCGCUUUCAGAAAUGAAAAGUUUGUCAAUUUCCAGACUUUUCUUAAUUUUUUCGUAUAUUAACUUUUUUUAAGAAAGGAAAGAGAAAUACUCCACGACAUGCAGUUGAAACUGGAAAAAAUAAUCGAAACGAUGAAAAAAUCGACUGUUCCGGAGGCUGUCAGGACCAGGAUAGCCGUUUCAAGUAAGUUUUCGUAAAGUUUGAAAGUUCAUACAAGAUUUUUUGUCGUGCGCAAACACCUUUUGAAAAUCUUGAUGGAGAUCCUUUAGAGUUACAAGCCGUGCCAAAUUUUAGUUCGAAUUUCUAGUUUUUGCUACACUGCGACGCAUAAUUAUAGACCCAUCCUAAUUUCUCCGAUUUUAAGAAAAAUUGAAAAACUUUCAGCCACCAAACUUUUUUUGUGAUAAACCUUGUUGAUAAGGAACAUAAUCAUAUCAUAGUUAUCAAUCACCCAGUUGAAAAGUUUUUCAAGAUACGAGAAAAUCUGAUUUUUGACCGACGCAGAAUUAUAGACCCACCCCAGAGUUUUCCGAGUUUCCGUUUCCGGUAACACGUUUUUCCUGUUUUUUCAGUGGUGUAUAAGAGAAAAAGUCCUCGUGUAUCACUAUAAGCCAUAAUGCCUAAAUCGACUCCAUUUGAUAAUACCGAAAAAGCGGUAAUCGAUGCUCUACUCAACAACGGCUUGUCCCAUCGGGAAAUCGCUCGUCAAACAGGUCGCUCAAGACGAACUAUUGACCGUUAUGCAAGGAAUCCGCAAUAAUACGGCACAGCAAUACAUUCUGGACGGCACAGGCUGCUAUCGGUUCAAGCUGAACGAGAUGUCUGUCGAAAAGCAUCAAACUCUACGAAGUCCGCCAACCAAAUCAGAUCCGAAAUUCCUGAAAACGUCUCGAAGGACAUCAUCUUACGAACAAUUCAUCGAUCCGGUCGAUUUGUGAAUACUCCAGUGAAGGCAGCACCUCGUCUACAGCAACGCCAUAAGAAUGAACGGCUCCAGUUUGCACGCUCUAACAUGGCCACGGAUUGGAUUGAGGUAUCAAUUUUUUCUAUCACCUUAUGAUUCCCAAUUUCUGUUCACAUCAUCUUCAGCGAAGAGAAGAAAUUCAACCUUGAUGGGCCAGAUGGGUACGCUCACUCCUGGAGAGAUUUGAGGAAAGAUCCGAUGUACUUCUCCAAGAGAAACUUCGGCGGCGGCAGCCUCAUGGUCUGGGCGGCUUUCAGCGGCAACGGGACGGUAGCUCUUUCUUUUAUUGGGACCAGAACGAAUUCGCAAGACUACCAGCAACCGCUUGCCUAGCAUCUCCUGCCCUAUCUCCGUCGCCGACGACGUGCUAAUAUGAUUUACCAACAAGACAAUGCAUCUGUUCACGCGAGCAACUCCACAUUGGCUUGGUUUGCGGCCAAUAACGUGGUUCUUUUGGACUGGCCCGCGUGCAGUCCUGACCUCAACUCUGUAGAGAAUUUAUGGUCAGUCCUUGUACGAAGGGUCUACGCGAAUGCCAAGCAGUAUACAACGGUCAACGAUCUGAAAAGAGCGAUUCGUGCCGAGUGGGAUGGUUUGGACAAGUCACUGCUGCAAUCACUCGUUGGCAGCAUGCCGAACAGGAUUUUCGAAGUCACUCAGAAACAAGGAGGCAUCACACAUUAUUAAUUAAUUUUUUUGUUAUACUUCGUUGACUUUGUGAAAUAAAUUUUGUUGAUUACUUAUAGUGGGUCUAUAAUUCUGCGUCGGUCAAAAAAAUCAGAUUUUUCUCGUAUCUUGAAAAAAACUUUUUCAACUGGGUGAUUGAUAAUUAUGAUAUGAUUAUGUUCCUUAUCAACAAGGUUUAUCACAAAAAAAGUUUGGUGGCUGAAAGUUUUUUUCAAUUUUUUUCUUAAAAUCGGAGAAAUUAGGGUGGGUCUAUAAUUAUGCGUCGCAGUGUAUUUCUGAAGCCGUCAUUUUAAAAUUUUUGGGUGCGGUUUGGUAUAUUGCAAACGCAAUUUCGAAAAUCAACGUCUUGCGCAUUUGACAAAAAUGUACUACUUUUCUGAGAUAAUUACAUGAGAGUUUACGCAACGUAUAAAAGUUCCCAAAAGGAAAUCACUACCAGUCUACGAGAUUGGCACAGCUGUAAAUAAAAUUUCAAUUUCAAUUAACAAACUCAUUUAUAUCCGUAAAGGUUUAUACACACGGCGUUUUUUCUCAACGAAAAUAAUGAUUAAGGAACGCGACCACGGAUUAGACAGCUGAUCCAGCCCAAGUGUUGCAUCGACGCUCUUCUCGACCACCCCAAGGAUGAGCCGCGGAAAAGACUGGCGCCAGUCGCCGACGCAGUCUCGACUCCUUUGGCCAACAUUUGCACCUUCGCCACUUUCAACCCUUGA
This is a messenger RNA of Caenorhabditis auriculariae, 6772 nucleotides long. The record is from the annotation of a GenBank genome assembly. NCBI's taxonomy places the organism in Eukaryota, Metazoa, Nematoda, Chromadorea, Rhabditida, Rhabditidae.